Molecule: messenger RNA, 1950 nt
Organism: Penicillium oxalicum
Lineage: Eukaryota; Fungi; Ascomycota; Eurotiomycetes; Eurotiales; Aspergillaceae
Exons: 3
Coding region: 1-1950 (649 amino acids)
Source: RefSeq, a predicted model, not a curated record
AUGCACCAUCAUUGCCCAAUUCCUUCGUGGGCACUACCUCCGACUGUGCGGGAGAUCUUCCAGAUCCUCGAUCAGAUAAGCGGAAGGAGUGGCCAGCCCUGUGGGACCCGACCGGACUCGAUGGUUUUGUGGAACGAAAUUGGCGUUCCUGCCAUUCACAAUUACCAGAUCAUCCUGUCCGCACAGCUCGCGGUCAGACAAACUACACUGAAAGACCCUCAGGAAUUCCAACUUAAACUCGUCACCUACAUGAAUGGAGUCCCCGCAGACGCACCCUGUCUAGCCACUGCAUCAACCAAGAUGCGGUGGCUGGCGCCGAUCGUCACCUUCUCCAUCAAGCAACUGGACCGCUGGCUUGUGAGUCAUCUCAAUCAAGGCCUGACUUCUUCAGAGACCACUCACAGCUUGGACGUGCCGGUGUUUCCAUCGACCCUAAUGCUGAGCCUCUCGUGCCUCAGGCGACCCGGGCGACGCAAUGAGACUUGUUCAUCGUCCUCAGCAUCCCCCGAAAACGGUGUCCAAGCCCCAGCAUGUCAGGGUCGCCUGUCGGCCGCAUUCUGGCCGUUGUGUCGUAUCGGACUGUCAAUCUCGUUCCUCUUGCUUGACAGUGUCGUUCUUGUUCUCGCUAUCCUCUUCUCCCAUCUUCGCGCAGCAUUUGCCCGGAAUCGAGCCACGCCGCGAAAGGUCCCAUUAGACACCGUUUUGAUUUCGGGUAUUGGGACAACUGCCGGGCUAGCGCUGGCUCGGAAAUGGCACGCUCGUGGCUACCGUGUAGUCGGGGUGGAUAUCGUGGAGUGCCGUCUCCCCCUUCGACCAGGCGGUGGAAUGUCAAACACCCUCGCUACGUUCUACCGCGUAUCCAAAGACCGCUAUGUUUCGCAGAUGUUGGAUCUCGUGCUGCGCGAACAGGUCGCCAUUUGGAUUCCCUGCGCCCCGCAAUGCUCCCCGAUAGAAGAUGCCGCUCUGCGACAAAUCGUGGAGAGUCGCACUGUCUGCAAAUGCAUCACUCUCGACCCGGGAAUGACUGCCACUUUCAUCGACACCCAGUCCUUCCGCGAACACCUGGCGGGGAAAGGCCUACCGGUUCCUCAGCAACAUCGAGUGCACUCUCGCGACUCGAUUCAUAAGAUUCUCAAUCGGUCAGCCGGCAAAUCGUACAUGAUGCACGAAGUCGGCCCACGCAUGAAGGGGCCUGGGGUGAUGUUGCCGAAGCGAACACUCAGCAGUACAUACACCACCGUCAGCGAGCUUACCGUCUCAGAGGAUACUCCAUGGGUCAUGAACCAGCGGGUUCGACUUGGUGUGUUUUGGGCCGAUCUCUUGGUGAUCCGUGGUCACAUCCAGGCCUUUCAUGUGCGGACCGAGGAAGCAUCCUGGACAUGCCGUGAGAGCGCCUCGCGUUUAGAUCAGGCGCUCGUCACCUCGGUUCAUCGUCUGAUGCAGAGGGUGACUGUACAGGACGGCCAACGCAUGACCGGACAUCUUUCCGUCAGAUUGUUAGUAGAUGAGGAAUUUGAGCCGGCGUCUGUCCGACACGCAAUCUAUAUUUCUGAUUGUGUGCUUGGCGCUCGGGCUGUCGACUAUCUCUUCCGGCAUACAGACCUACCUAUUGCUGGCUAUCUCGCUGCCUUGAACCGCGAGCUGGCAUUCGAUCCGUCAAAACCGCCGCUGUUGUUGGCGCUAUCGUCACCUGCCCAGCCGUUGUCGUGGGACUUUUAUGCUCGAUGCUCUUUUGGCCUUCUGACGCAUGAUCAACUGGAAUGCCUUCAACAUGGGAUCAGUCCCUUUCUAUUGUGGAAGAGUCCCCAUUUUUCGCUUGGAGAUCCUCUCCCCUGGUGGUGGCAUUUGCAUGUCUACCAACCUAUAUGUGAGCUGCGAGUCUUGGCGAGGCAGUUUCGCCGUCAUUUUGAAAGUCGCUUUUUGUCCUCGCGCCCGGCAGCUGCAGAGUGA